AUGUCGUCAUCCUUGAACUUCACAACGCGCCAGUUAGACGUAAAGCUCAAUCUCCACGGCUUCCAAAUCAAUCUUGACGACCUCCAGAAGUCAAUCAAAAGCGCACUCGAGAUUAUGUCAUCGUCAGACAGCCUGGCUCUUCACUUGAACGAGCCUCUAGAAGCGCAAACUAGCCUCGAAAUACUCAAAGUUGAUUUAUUUGAGGGUCGUGAUCCGCGAGUGGAGGAGUCCAGUGGCACUGGCAGCAGAAGUCCUCCAAGCAUGGUCACCUGGAUGCAGCUCAUCCAGGAAGUCCCUGCUGACGCUUUCACAAGAGAUUCAUCGUCCAAUGUUCUAUACAGUUGUCUUUAUAAAGGGAAGAUUGUUAAGGUCCUCGAAAAGGAAAAACAGAAAAUAAAAACCCUUCAACAGGUUUUCAUCAGAGAACUGCGUGCACCUCCGUCUCCGCAAGACAUCCGCAAAGAGGAAGAAGUAACAACAAACCUGCUAUCAAGCGUAAAUAAUACGACUCAAAUCCUCCAGGGGGAGUUUCCCUUUGAAUCAACCCGGGCACGACGCAGAAGGCCUCGGCAAAUUGAGGUGCAUGUGUCGGAUGAGAGAAACUCCAUCCCUAGCCCACGCAGAAGGCUCCCGUCAAUUGAGGUUUCGACUGAGGAAAACUGCAUCCCUCGAUCCGCUGAAGAGUUAGCGAGGGGUGAUAUGAUUCUUGCUGCAGCCCGAGAUGCGGGAACACUGUGGCCAGCCGUGGCCAAUGAGUACGCGGAAAUUUUUCGCGUGAGGCGCAGUCCCAAUUCUUUGAGUCGAUUCCUCAACAUAUACAGGGCAUCUUUGCGGCAUGAGCAUCAGCCACAAGUUCAAGUUACUAGUAGGUCUGAGAUCCGGGUGUCUACCAACAGAAAUUCCAUCCCACUGAGACCUAGAGAGAAGAGAGAGGGUGGACCAUUUGUUGAAUCUGCAUUACGCGUAGGUAAUGAUUGGGAUACUGUGUGCGACGAUUACUCAGUAGAGUUUGGGGUCUGGCGCUACAAGUGGGUUCUUGGGCUUCUUCGCAACAGAUAUCUCAGAGCAAUAGCCAGUUCAGAGUGGGAUGGGACCAGUUUUGGGAGUUCCCAGGUGAUUCCUGAUGUCCCUUCAGCUAACGUUCUCAUUGGUGUUUCGAGAGAAGUUGCAAAUUCCGAAGAAGAGACGCAUUGGGUUGAGAUGCAAGAAGAUGAAGAGGAGGAAGCUGAUAAUUGGGUUGAUGUCCAAGAAGAGGAUACUCCUAUGGCAGAUAUUUCAAUUCGCCACUCAGUCUAA
Penicillium malachiteum is the source of this 1296-nucleotide messenger RNA. RefSeq lists its product as uncharacterized. The record is from RefSeq and is a predicted model, not a curated record. The transcript is spliced from 2 exons. Lineage: Eukaryota; Fungi; Ascomycota; Eurotiomycetes; Eurotiales; Aspergillaceae. Bases 1 to 1296 code for a protein of 431 amino acids.